AUGACUAAAUCGGCUCAACGCGAACCAGGAAUGAUUAGUCGUCAAACAUCAUAUGAUAGUAUUUCACAGCGAUAUCAGAGUCAAAACUAUCGCCGAUUAGAACCACAGCGACCUUCUUCGUAUGCUAGCAACUAUGCUGGUCGUUCGCAAGCCAGAACUGGUCUGGAUGAUAUGGGUGUGCGGAAUGCUACGCAAAAAUACAGGGCUGGUAGUGGCUAUCGCGGCGGAGUUGACAGGUAUGAUGAGUACCGAUCUGGACCUGGAUCUGUUGCCGGAGGAUCUGUUUCUGGAUCAGUAUCUGGCAGUGGCCAAUACACCAAUGGGUUAGCAUCACUUCGACUGGCAACAGGAACUCCAAGUGAAAUCGGAAGUCAGACAGACUCUGUGGUAUACAAGGGCGAUAAUCAGUUGGACAGUGAUCGCAUUAGCAAAACACCAUCUUAUCAUAAACCUUUCACCACUACACCACACCAAUCGCAGGUGUCCAUGUCAAAAUCUCACAAUGGCAAUGCCAUUACUAACCAGCAGCAGCCUUCUACUGGACAAGUCAAAGGACUAGGCACUUACUUUUCUUCCACCGAUCUGGAAGGAUUCAGUGAUGCUACUCGCCGUAUUCUGUUACAGGGAGCAAUAGGCACCAAUUCCACUGCUACCAACCAGACACAUACUUCUUCCACAGCUGCUGGUGGUAUUCCUAGCAGUUCAGAACGCAAGACCUCAAGCGAGGAUAUCAGACAACAGGUUCGCCGCAGACUACAAGAACGAGAUGCAGCCAAAGCCGCAUCUGCAGGCUCUGCAGCCAUGCGUCCUUGGUAGAAUGGACCCAGUAAUAAUACCUGCGUAUUCCCAACUCUAUUAAACCAUCUUGUUUGAAAUAAAAUUUUAUUUUUAAAACUUA
Molecule: messenger RNA, 898 nt
Organism: Batrachochytrium dendrobatidis JAM81
Lineage: Eukaryota; Fungi; Chytridiomycota; Chytridiomycetes; Rhizophydiales
Exons: 1
Coding region: 1-816 (271 amino acids)
Source: RefSeq, a predicted model, not a curated record